CUGGAGCACUUCCGAACUGCCUGGUUGCCUUCCCAGAGCCCUGAGGUUUUAAAAGCGACCACAAUGAACAAGUUCCUGUGUUGCACGCUUGUGUUGCUGGACAUCUCUGUGAAAUGGACUGUUCCGGAGACCAUUCCUCCCAAGCACCCCUAUUACGACCGCAGGACGGGACUCCAACUGCUGUGUGACCAGUGCCCUGCUGGGACUUAUGUCAAAAAGCCCUGCACUGCGACAUCACAGACUGUGUGUGCGCCAUGCCCAGAAGGCCAUUAUGAAGAUGACUGGAACUUCGAUGACGAAUGCUUCUGGUGCAGUGCGGUGUGCCAGGAGCUGCAGUUUGUGCGGCAAGAAUGCACCAGUACCCAGAAGCGUAUCUGUGAAUGUGUUGAAGGGCGGUACUUUAACGUAGAAUACUGCGCGAGGCACACAAAAUGCCCUCCAGGGUUUGGAGUCGUUGAGAAAGGUACCCCUUGGACCGACACUGUUUGCGGGAGGUGUCCGGAAGGUUAUUUCUCUGAUGUAUUUUCGUCUUUAGCACCCUGCCGAAAAACUGAUGCACGGAGCGGAGAUACGAAACAGGACAAUGUGUGGCAGGGAGGAAAAGACAACAAAUCAGAUCAGCAAUGUGGAAUUGAUGUCACCUUAUGUGAGGAGGCAUUCUUCAGAUUUGCGGUUCCUACCAAACCCACCCCCAACUGGCUCAGCUCAUUGACGGACAGCCUGCCGGGGAAGAACAUCUCUGCGGAAGCCUUAGAAAAGAUUAAACAACGGAACAGCCCACAGGAACAGACUUUCCAGCUCCUGAAGUUAUGGAAGCAGCAGAACAAAGACCACAGUAUGGUCAUGAAAAUUAUACAAGAUAUCGAUCUUUGUGAGAACAGCAUCUUGAAACAGAUCGGCCAUCUCAACGUCACUCCCGAGCAACUCAACAUGCUAAUGGAAAAUUUACCAGGGGAAAAAGUUGGUAGAGAGGAAACUGAGCGUAUUAUGAAAGUGUGCCAGUCCGCAGAACAGAUCCCCAAACUCCUCAACUUGUGGAGAAUAAAAAACCAAGACCAAGACUCCAUCAAAGGCCUGAUGUAUGGACUGAAGCACCUGAAAGCGUACCACUUCCCCAAGACGACGAUUCAAGGCCUCCGGAAGGUGGUCAAGUCUCUCCGCAGCAGCACCAUGCAAAAAUUAUACCAAAAGCUUUUCUUGGAAAUGCUGGGGAAGCAGGCCCAUUUGGUGAAAGGAAAACUGGUGGUGUAGUUUCCCCGGUCUUCUCCUUCACCCUUCACUUGCUGCUAGUAGUGAUAAUUCAGU
This is a messenger RNA of Gekko japonicus, 1305 nucleotides long. RefSeq names its product tumor necrosis factor receptor superfamily member 11b (gene TNFRSF11B). Gene Ontology annotation, molecular function: protein binding. Gene Ontology annotation, biological process: signal transduction. Bases 64 to 1251 code for a protein of 395 amino acids. The transcript is spliced from 5 exons. The record is from RefSeq and is a predicted model, not a curated record. NCBI's taxonomy places the organism in Eukaryota, Metazoa, Chordata, Lepidosauria, Squamata, Gekkonidae.